GGUAAAGUCAUAACUGAAAUCCCGAAACCUACGGUCCAAUAAAACCCGAAGUCCCGAAUUCGCAAAAUGGCGCGUCACGGUUCACCUCACUCUCUUAACGGGCGCACCACACCCUUCACUUCCUUUGGAUGUGCGGUUAGUUGUUCCUCUUCAUGACAGACAAUCCUUCAAAAAUAUCAUCCCGCUUGAUAUUAUUAGCAUUUCCUUCUUAAAUCUCAACCUCUUCACCAUAAGAAAUCCAUUCAUCUCCUUCCCUUUCCUCUCCCAAACAGAGAAAAAAAACCCCAAAUCUCUCUGCUUUCUCCACUUCGUUUUCAAUCAACACAACCAUGAGAGAAAUCCUUCACGUUCAAGGAGGCCAAUGCGGGAACCAAAUCGGCUCCAAGUUUUGGGAAGUGAUCUGCGACGAGCACGGCGUGGAUCCUACGGGGAGGUACAACGGAGAUGAAUCGUCCGAUCUCCAGCUGGAGCGGAUCAAUGUGUAUUACAACGAGGCUUCUGGUGGAAGGUACGUACCUCGUGCGGUUCUCAUGGAUCUUGAACCUGGUACUAUGGAUAGUAUCCGAUCUGGUCCCUACGGCCAGAUCUUUAGGCCUGAUAAUUUCGUGUUUGGACAAUCCGGUGCGGGGAACAACUGGGCCAAAGGUCAUUACACUGAAGGAGCCGAGUUGAUUGAUGCUGUUCUUGAUGUUGUUCGUAAAGAGGCUGAGAAUUGUGAUUGCUUGCAAGGCUUCCAAGUAUGUCAUUCACUUGGAGGAGGCACAGGCUCUGGCAUGGGAACUCUCCUGAUAUCAAAAAUCAGAGAGGAAUAUCCAGACAGGAUGAUGAUGACAUUCUCUGUUUUCCCUUCACCUAAAGUCUCUGACACAGUUGUGGAGCCUUAUAAUGCCACCCUCUCUGUGCACCAGUUGGUAGAGAAUGCUGACGAAUGCAUGGUUCUUGACAAUGAGGCACUUUAUGAUAUUUGCUUCCGGACUCUAAAGCUCACUACUCCGAGCUUUGGAGAUCUGAACCACUUAAUUUCUUCAACCAUGAGUGGUGUAACAUGCUGCCUGAGGUUCCCUGGACAGCUGAACUCUGAUCUACGGAAGUUGGCUGUGAACCUGAUCCCAUUCCCACGUCUUCACUUCUUUAUGGUGGGGUUUGCACCACUCACAUCCCGUGGUUCCCAGCAGUACAUUUCGCUCACAGUCCCGGAGCUGACUCAGCAGAUGUGGGAUGCCAAGAACAUGAUGUGUGCUGCUGACCCUCGUCAUGGUCGCUACCUGACAGCCUCAGCUAUGUUCCGAGGCAAGAUGAGCACCAAAGAGGUUGAUGAACAGAUGAUUAAUGUUCAGAACAAGAAUUCAUCAUACUUCGUGGAGUGGAUUCCCAAUAAUGUGAAGUCCAGUGUUUGUGAUAUUCCACCUAAGGGUCUGAGGCUGUCGUCUACUUUUGUUGGGAACUCGACAUCAAUCCAGGAGAUGUUUAGGAGGGUAAGUGAGCAAUUCACAGCAAUGUUCCGUCGCAAGGCCUUUUUGCAUUGGUAUACUGGAGAGGGUAUGGAUGAGAUGGAGUUCACCGAAGCAGAGAGCAACAUGAAUGACUUGGUGGCAGAGUAUCAGCAAUACCAGGAUGCGACUGUGGAGGAUGAGGGUGAGUACGAGGAGGAGGGCGAGGAGAACUAUGAGCCCUAAAAUGUGUAGGCAAUUACCUGUGAAACAGAAUGAAGUUUGAGAACCUUUGCUGCCUAUGUACUACAGCGUGGCUAUCGUUGUUUGUUUAAUUUUUCUGCUUUGUUCUUGUAUUUUCCAAGGUGAUGAUGAUGUUGGUUUUUUUUCGUACAUUCAAAUAAAGAAAUUAUCAGUUUUACUUGCUACACCUGCUAAUAAUCAGGGACACUUGGAUGCAAUUUGGAAAUAGGCAAAACUUAUACAUAAUUCU
Messenger RNA from Durio zibethinus, 1923 nucleotides. RefSeq names its product tubulin beta-6 chain. Gene Ontology annotation, molecular function: GTP binding; GTPase activity; structural constituent of cytoskeleton. Gene Ontology annotation, biological process: microtubule-based process. Gene Ontology annotation, cellular component: microtubule. Lineage: Eukaryota; Viridiplantae; Streptophyta; Magnoliopsida; Malvales; Malvaceae. The record is from RefSeq and is a predicted model, not a curated record.